CAUUUGUGCUCAUCUUCAGUCAACAUCGUGUCGUUGUUCCCGAUAUUACAGUACGUUGGCAAAGUUUGCCAUAUUCACUCGAGAGCCUCUUCCGGCAAAACGGUUUUAGAUUCCGAUAACACGUUCCCGUAGAAACGAGGCAAACUGACCGAAAAAACAGUUCGAAACAUGCUGCUUACGUUCCAGGACCGUUUGCGCAUUCCAUGGCGGGGUGGCGCAAAGCAAAUUACGCUCGACAGUGUGAUCACGCUGGUGGCACUGAUCGCGACACUGAUGAUGACGGCGAUUAGCUUUCAGUUCUGCUUGUUCAUCUUUUCCUUUAUUCCGAUGAUAUUGAUGUAUAUGAAGCGAUUUUGUGGCCUGAUUCAUUCGAAGACAAAAUUUUUCAUUGUAUGGUUUUUCGGCAGCUGCGUGUAUCUGUUGGCUUUGUUCGAACUGACCGUGCCGUUGCUGGAAAUACUGCCCCAGGAAAACAUUAGCUUGGUCGUACUGAUGACGCUUGGCUUUCUGUGUCUGUUCAAGGCAAAGCAACGGGCCGCAAUCGGUGAUUUGGCCGGUCUGCCAGACGUGAACGGCGGACAGCUGGAGAAUUGUAAGGGCCCGAAAGACACACAGGUGGUUAUGUUUUCCGAUCGUGAUGAUUCGGAUGAGGGUUCGACCGAUACGGAAAUAGGCCGGUUGGCGUGCCAGCUGUGCCGUAAGUACGUGCCCCCUAGAACGUACCACUGCAAGGUUUGUUCGGUCUGUAUGGUGCGGCAAGAUCAUCACAAUGUGUGGCUAAACUGUUGCAUUGGCAAAUCGAACCAUCGGUUGUAUCUGGCUGGCUGUUUAUUCACACUGAUGGCGUUGGUCGUGUUUGCCAAUCUAUCCAUGACGGCCGUUUGUCGCCCGACUCCGGUCUUUACCCUGUACGGAGUGAUCGUGAUGAUGCCGGAUGACUGUAACGACAUAUUUUUCCAAUACGACAUUGCACUGUGCUUCACAGGAUCGUUGUACGCCCUAAUGAUGGCUACAUUUUUAACCAUUGCCAUAUUGAAACAGAUCUGCUUCAUUUCCUUUGGCUUCUCCUUCGACGAGUGGCGCCGCGGAGAUCACGUGAAACGACGGAAUUGCUUCUGGAAUUGGAAAGCCUUUUGCCUUGGUCAGUAAAUGGCAACUUACUUACUUUCCUAUCAUAUCCAUUGCAUACUCACGCAACACUGUAGAGUGUGCCGUAUAUUAGGUUGUCCUUACAAACACUGUAUUGGGUUUCCCCUUAAGCUGCAUAGGUUCGAUCGCGGAUCGAUGUUUUCCUACGUAAGCGUACCGGAUAGUGUGGCGUUACUUCCGGAUUCAGUUACUCGUAGGCAGCUUGUAGACGUUAAGCAAAACUUUUGUCUCACACUUAAUAAUUACUAUGAGGAUGAUAUUGUUUACAUAGAAGUACGAUUUUUGAAUAUGAUUCCUAUACUAAUACUAACCCCCAAAAAAAAACACAUACGAUUACAAUACGAAACCGAAUAUGGAUGCAGCUUGAGUAGUACUGUUGUUGCGUGUCAUUUGUUUUGUUUUGGGCGUCAUUCAGGACAUUCGGAACAACUGCAAAACACCAAUCAAAGGCGAAGGAUAUGCUGUAUUGCGCAUUAAAUCUAGCUCUUGUUGCCGGUUGACAAAAAAAAGUCUUAACGUAGCAGUAGGACCCCCUAUCCGCAGAUGAAACGGGCGUGAUUUACUAACAUGAAAUGUUAAAACGAUAAGUAGGAUAAGAAUUGCACAAUAAAAUUUUUAAACUCAUAAA
Messenger RNA from Anopheles funestus (African malaria mosquito), 1777 nucleotides. RefSeq names its product palmitoyltransferase ZDHHC23-B (gene GABPI). Gene Ontology annotation, cellular component: Golgi apparatus; endoplasmic reticulum. Gene Ontology annotation, molecular function: protein-cysteine S-palmitoyltransferase activity. The coding region runs from base 169 to 1149 and encodes 326 amino acids. The record is from RefSeq and is a predicted model, not a curated record. Gene Ontology annotation, biological process: protein targeting to membrane; peptidyl-L-cysteine S-palmitoylation. The transcript has 5 exons. Lineage: Eukaryota; Metazoa; Arthropoda; Insecta; Diptera; Culicidae.